AUAUAUCCAGUGUCAAGUCAGUCAAUCUAGACCAAUGGACACCAGAACAGAUACAGUGCAUGCAAGAUAUGGGAAAUACUAAAGCAAGACUACUUUAUGAAGCCAAUCUUCCAGAGAACUUUCGAAGACCACAGACAGAUCAAGCAGUAGAAUUUUUCAUCAGAGAUAAAUAUGAAAAGAAGAAAUACUAUGAUAAAAAUGCUAUAGCUAUUACAAAUAAAGAAAAGAAAAAAAAGGAAGAGAAAAAGAGAGAAAAGGAGCCAGAAAAGCCUGCCAAACCACUAACAACUGAAAAGGUGCAGAAGAAAGAAGAUCAACAGCUCAAGUCUAAGAAAAGCACCAGCCCAAAAAAUGCUGCAGAGCCCACUGUUGAUCUGUUAGGACUUGAUGGUCCUGCUGAGGCACAAGUGACCAAUGGGAACACAACCACAGUGCCACCCCUGAAUGACGAUCUGGACAUUUUUGGACCAAUGAUCUCUAAUCCUUUACCUGCCACUGUCAUGCCUCCAGCUCAGGGGACAACCUCUGUACCAGCAGCUGCUACCCUGUCUACUGUAACAUCUGGAGAUCUGGAUCUGUUCACUGAGCAAACUACAAAGUCAGAAGAAGUAGCAAAGAAACAACUCUCCAAAUACUCCAUCUUAUCUCUAUAUGGUACCGGAACACAACAAAGCACUCCUGGUGUGUUUAUGGGACCCACAAAUAUACCAUUUACCUCACAAGCAGCAACUGCAUUUCAAGGUUUUCCUUCAAUGGGCGUACCAGUGCCUGCGGCUCCCGGUCUUAUAGGAAAUAUGAUGGGACAGAAUACAAGCAUGAUGGUGGGGAUGCCCAUGCCCAAUGGGUUUAUGGGAAAUGCACAGACUGGAGUGAUGCCACUUCCUCAGAAUGUUGUUGGCCCUCAAGGAGGAAUGGUGGGACAAAUGGGUGCACCACAGAGUAAGUUUGGCCUGCCGCAAGCUCAUCCCUUCUCCACUCUCUUGCUCCUAGACCUGUUCAUCCCUGACAUGUUCAUCCUCAUCUUGAUGAUGAAUCCCAGGUCUCCACCCAACUGA
Peromyscus maniculatus bairdii (prairie deer mouse) is the source of this 1055-nucleotide messenger RNA. The record is from RefSeq and is a predicted model, not a curated record. Lineage: Eukaryota; Metazoa; Chordata; Mammalia; Rodentia; Cricetidae.